This is a messenger RNA of Closterium sp. NIES-65, 1314 nucleotides long. Lineage: Eukaryota; Viridiplantae; Streptophyta; Zygnematophyceae; Desmidiales; Closteriaceae. The record is from the annotation of a GenBank genome assembly.
AUGGCACGGCUGGAAGAGACGGUGGCGCGUUUGGAGUAUGAAUUUAUGAAUGGAGCUGGAGAUGCGGACUGUUACCAGCAACUGAUCAAGUACGGAUCGAUGCUUAAGGCUUAUCGCGAAAAGCAAAGGGAGCGGCUGCAGACUAUGGCAGGUGUACAGCAGGAGGUUUUUGGAGAAGUUUCGUCUAAGGUCUUAUCAAGCCGCAUAUCAUCACAAAGGGCGCAAACGACGAUAGAGGAGAUUUCAUACAAGGGAGAGUGCUUCGUGGGAGAGAGAGAAGUACUUACAGCGGCAUCCAGAUACUUUACAGAAGCUUUUGCUGCUCAAGAGUCGGAGGCGAAAGAAGCUUGGCGCGUUGACCCUGCGAAAGUCCUGGGGUUACCCGAAAAAGAGCUGUUGAGAGCCCCUUGGACAGAGGAAGAGGUGCGACUGGCGAUCAGGCAGCUGCCGAAGGGGAAGGCGCCUGGCCUGGAUGGGCUCCCCAAAGAGAUUUUUGAGGAAAAUUGGGAUCUGCUUGGACCGCAUUUCUUCGCCUUCACUAAAGACUUCGAAAAGUCGGCGACUCUCCCAUCCUCACUGACCACGGCGGUGACGAUCCUCCUGCACAAGAAAGGAGACAAGGCGCGGUUAGAAAAUUACAGACCUAUCACACUCCUGAGUGCAGCUUAUAAGAUCGUGGCGAAGGUGCUGGCGAACAGGAUAAAAAAGGUGUUACCACUGGUCAUUUCGGAGCAUCAGUUUGGCUUCAUACCAGGGAGGAAGCUGGCAGAUGCUGUUGAUGUGGUGGCGGAUGUCAUCGAUGCAGCGGCGUCAGGGAGAGAAGACUGGUAUCUCCUCUUGGUGGACUUCCAAAAAGCAUAUGACUCAAUAUCAAGAGCCUACAUGUUCCAAACACUGGAAAGGAUGGGGUUUCCGGAGGAAUUUGUGGGCUGGACGAAAGGGCUGCACACGCAAGCGGGUACGCAGCUGCUGAUCAACGGGUGGCUGGGAGAUAGGGUGGAUAUGGAGAGAGGCGUCAGACAAGGUUGUCCUCUCGCCCCCUAUCUUUUCAUCUGUGCAGCGGAACCGCUCAGCCAAGAGAUCAAGAGGCGGCGCCUAGGGGUAUGGAAGAGAGGGAUUGGAAACAUUGCGUAUCUGGGGUACGCGGACGACACGACGGUGGUGCUCAAAUCGAAGGAGCAGAUUGGAAGAGCGGGUGCGCUGCUAGAGGAGUUUGGGGAGCUGGGGGGAGAAGUGGAGACGGACGGUGAUAACUUUCUGGCAGACCCUGCAAUCGAAAUUGCCGGCACCAGCGAACCGGUGGGAGUAUGCUAA